Molecule: messenger RNA, 183 nt
Organism: Eimeria tenella
Lineage: Eukaryota; Apicomplexa; Conoidasida; Eucoccidiorida; Eimeriidae
Exons: 2
Coding region: 1-183 (60 amino acids)
Source: RefSeq, a predicted model, not a curated record
AUGGCGGAGCUGCAGGCGCGGCGGCAGCUGGAGAAGCAGCAAAGGGCAAAGGAGGAACUCGUCAACCACCUGAGGGUUUUGGAGACGUGCCCAGCAGCAGCAGCAGCAGCCUGCUCCUGGACAAAAGCAGCAGCAGCAGCAGCAGCAGCAGCAGCAUGUUCCCUUGCUGCAUGGUGCCCCUGA